This is a messenger RNA of Calidris pugnax (ruff), 3843 nucleotides long. It is a transcript of the gene INPP5B, whose product is annotated as inositol polyphosphate-5-phosphatase B. The record is from RefSeq and is a predicted model, not a curated record. The transcript has 20 exons. Lineage: Eukaryota; Metazoa; Chordata; Aves; Charadriiformes; Scolopacidae. Gene Ontology annotation, molecular function: inositol-1,4,5-trisphosphate 5-phosphatase activity; phosphatidylinositol-4,5-bisphosphate 5-phosphatase activity. Bases 23 to 2545 code for a protein of 840 amino acids. Gene Ontology annotation, cellular component: cytosol; membrane. Gene Ontology annotation, biological process: signal transduction; phosphatidylinositol dephosphorylation.
CUGCUGGGUGGGAUGGGGUCUGAUGGGACCCUGGAGGGGUGCUGGGACCGAGGGGACGUUGCUCCCUGUCUGCUCCCCCCCGUGCAGGAUCUACGUGUACACCCACCGGCGGAUGGCCAUAACUGCUGAGGACGUCUGGCUGGAGAAGGUUAUCCCCAUCACAGAAGGGUUUGCAGUGGAAGAAGUUGUGCUUGACAGUGACCUUCACGUCAUCGGCUCUGACGUGACUGUCCGGAUCAGCUCAGAGGAUGAUCAGCUCACGGUGCAGUUGCCGUUUGGUUCCCACACGCGCACGUUCCUUCAGGAGGUGGCCCGGUGCUGCCCAGAAGCAGUUGGCUCUGAAGGCAUCAAGCAGAAUGGGAAGAAGCUCUCGGGCAGCCUGAACCGGGGCCACGACAGCACGGAUAAAAGUACCCCCAGGCAAAACAAACUCAAACCUGAAGUGACAACUGAAAUGGUGCGGUCCUCCAGCAUAAUGGAUUCAAACACGGCUUCAAUCUUAUCAGAACCAAAUUUUGGACUAAGAGAUACUAUUGUUAAAUCUCAGCUUCUACAAAUGGAGGAUUCCUACACACACAUCCAGAACUUCAGGUUUUUUGUCGGGACGUACAACGUGAACGGCCAACCGCCCCGAGAGAGCCUCCAGCCCUGGCUGAGGUGUGAUGCUGAGCCCCCAGAUGUUUACUGCGUGGGUUUCCAGGAGCUUGAUCUGAGUAAAGAAGCCUUCUUUUUCAAUGACACACCGAAGGAAGAAGAGUGGUUUAAAGCUGUAACUGAUAGUCUUCACCCAGAUGCCAAAUAUGCAAAGGUGAAACUUGUGCGGCUUGUGGGAAUCAUGCUUCUCUUGUACGUGAGAGCAGACCUUGCUUUGAACAUCUCUGAGGUGGAAAUUGAGACUGUGGGAACUGGAAUCAUGGGCAGGAUGGGUAACAAAGGUGGUGUUGCCAUAAGGUUUAAAUUCCACAACACUAGCGUGUGCGUUGUGAAUUCUCACCUUGCAGCUCACAUGGAGGAAUAUGAGAGGAGGAACCAGGACUUCAAAGACAUCUGCUCUCGGAUGCAGUUCUGCCAGUCGGAUCCAAAUUUGCCCCCUCUCACUAUCAGUGAGCACGAUGUCAUCUUAUGGUUGGGUGACCUCAACUAUCGGCUGGAGGAACUGGAUGUGGCAAAAGUGAAGCAGCUGGUGGAUGAGAGAGCGUUUCUGGAGCUCUGCCAGUAUGACCAGCUAAAGAGGCAAAUUAAUGCAAAUGCAGCCUUUGAAGGCUUUACAGAGGGAGAGAUUUCUUUCCAGCCAACCUACAAAUACGAUGCUGGCUGCGAUGACUGGGACACGAGUGAGAAGUGUCGCGUCCCAGCGUGGUGUGAUCGGAUCCUCUGGAAAGGGCAGAACGUCUCUCAGCUGAGCUACCGCAGCCACAUGGCUCUGAAGAUCAGUGACCAUAAGCCAGUCAGCUCUGUGUUUGAUAUCGGGGUGAAGGUGGUGGAUGAGGACCUCUACCGAAAAGCCUUUGAGGAAAUAGUCCGCUCCCUGGAUAAGCUGGAGAAUGCCAACAUCCCCUCGGUGACGCUCUCCCAGAGAGAGUUCCAUUUUGAGGAUGUUAAAUACAUGCAGCUGCAGGUGGAGAAGUUUACAAUCCACAAUGGACCAGUGCCCUGCCAUUUCGAAUUCAUCAGCAAACCUGAUGAGCAAACCUACUGCAAGGAGUGGCUGAUUGCUAACCCCAGUAAGGGCUUUCUGCUGGCAGACGCUAAGAUCACAAUUGAGUUGGAGGUGUUUGUCAAUAAAUCAACAGCUACACACUUAAACUCUGGAGAGGAAAAACUUGAAGAUAUCUUGGUUUUGCAUCUUAACAAGGGGAAGGAUUAUUUUCUAUCUGUAACGGGCAACUACCUGCCAAGUUGCUUUGGGUCUCCCAUUCAUACGCUGUGUUACAUGAGGGAACCGAUCCAGGACAUGUCAGCGGAAUCCAUCCGGAAACUUACCCUGAUGCCACUAGAAAUGAGCGAUGGUAUUGUUCAAGGUGAAAAGCCUAUGGACAUUCCAAAGGAGCUGUGGAUGAUGGUGGACCACUUGUACCGCAACGCUUCCCAGCAGGAAGACCUGUUUCAGCAACCAGGCCUCAGAUCGGAAUUUGAGCAAAUCCGAGAUUGUUUGGAUAAAGGAAUGCAUGAUACCCUCUUUGGCAGCAACCACUCGGUAGCAGAAGCCCUGCUGCUCUUCCUGGAGAGCCUGCCAGAGCCCGUCAUCUGCCACAGGUUCUACAGCAGCUGCUUGGAGAACACUGACAACUACCUGAUGAGCAGCCAGAUUAUCUCUAACCUGCCGGGGUGCCAUAAAAAUGUAUUUCAAUAUCUAAUGGCGUUUCUACGAGAACUACUGAAAAAUUCAGGGAAAAACCAUUUGGAUGUGAAUAUUCUUGCGAGUAUAUUUGGUGGCUUGUUACUCCGACCUCCUCCUGGGCAUCCUGCGCCUGACAUAACUGAGAAGAGGAAAGCUCAGCAGUUUAUCCAUCAGUUCCUCUUGAGAGAAGACAAUUUAGCAUGAAUUUCAGAUGCAGCUAAUCUGAUGUUGAGAUAUCAAGUCACUGUAAAAAUGUUUGGGUUUUUUUUUUUGUACAGUAUACUGGCUUUUUAUAUAUAUAUAUCACAGUAUUUUAUACAAUCUACUGCUUUUGAAGGUCGAACUUGUGGUCCAGGUGGGCCCAGGCCUCCAUGAUGGCCAUAGUGUUGCUCAGCAUGCAGACAGCCCACUGCACUUUGGCCAGGUCACCCCCGGGCACCACCGUGGGAGGUUGGUAGUUGAUGGCCACCUUGAAUUCUGUGGGGCACCAGUCCACAAACUGGAUCGCCUGGUGUGUUGUAAUGGCUGCAAUGGCCACGUUCACAUCCUGGGGCACCACGUCUCCCCAGUGCAGCAGGCAGCAGGCCCUGUACUUGCCAUGGCGUGGGUCACAUUUCACCAUCUGGUUGGAGAACUCAAAUCAAGCGUUGGUGAUCUCCAGCACUGAGAGUGGUUCGUGGUCAGCUUUCUCUGCCGAGAUGAUGGGCACGUAAGUGGUGAGUGGGAAGUGAAUCCAUGUGUAGGGCACCAGGUUGGUCUAGAAUUCGAUCAAGUCAACAUUCAAAGCGCCGUUAAAUCUCAAGGAAGUAGUGACCGAUGAGACAAUCUGUCCAAUCAGCCUGUUGAGGUUGGUGUAGGUGGGACGCUCGAUGUCCAGGUUGCGGUUGCAGAUGUCACAGAUGGCCUCAUUAUCCACCAUGAAGGAGCAAUCUGAGUACUUGAGAGUGGUAUGUGUAGUGAGGAUGGAGUUGUAGGACUCCACUCCUGCUGUGGAGACCUGUGGGGCUGGGUACACAGAGAACUCCAGCUUGGAAUUCUUGCUGUGCUCCCUCCUGGGGAGGGAGGUGAGCCUGGAGUCUGUGCCUCCCCCAAAGUUGUGAAAGACCAGGAAGGAACCCUUGGAGUCCACUGCACUGGUCAGCCUGCAGCAGAAUAAUAUAUAUUUACCUCUCUCUGCUAAGGACUGGAAUAACUAUCCCAAAUAAUACAGCAAUAAAUUCUGCUUAGAGGAUUUCCUGGCCAGAGCACACCCAAUCCCUAGAGUGGAUUCACGCCGUAUGUCACCCUCCUGAACAUCUAAAGUGUCCACGUGUUAAUGUCUAGUAAAUCAUACUGUUGAUCAGGCAAUUUGAAUCACGAGUCACUUUAAGCUGUAAAGUGUAUCAAGUUUCUAAACAAGCAAAAAUACAGAAGCUGAUAUUUACACUGUAUUUUAUUUAACUUGUAUUAAAACUCAAAAUUUUUAAGUCCUUGUUAUUUAAAUAAAAAAAAUUCUCUAUGCA